This is a messenger RNA of Tribolium madens (black flour beetle), 2279 nucleotides long. RefSeq names its product gastrulation defective protein 1 homolog. Gene Ontology annotation, molecular function: protein binding. Bases 180 to 2048 code for a protein of 622 amino acids. Gene Ontology annotation, cellular component: site of double-strand break; nucleus. Gene Ontology annotation, biological process: regulation of DNA double-strand break processing. The transcript has 2 exons. NCBI's taxonomy places the organism in Eukaryota, Metazoa, Arthropoda, Insecta, Coleoptera, Tenebrionidae. The record is from RefSeq and is a predicted model, not a curated record.
UGCAAAAAUAAUAAUCGAUUAUAUGCCAAACCUCGAGAAAAAAUUUGGUUUUUUAAUUUUUUAUUGCAAAUUAUUAACGAAUGUUUUCAAAUCCGGACAAUAUUGGUGUGUCAACUGUCAAAACAUAACCUAAAAUACAAUCGAAUUUCAAACCGUGAAAAAUGUGUUAAUUUGCGAAAAUGAACAAGGGAAAGAUCAGUUUUGGUAAAAUCAGCACCAAUUUCGGUGAAAAUGCGGAAAAAAUUGAAGCUAGUGGUAGUAUCGGUACUUUCGGACCCCCCAAAGCAAUGGAACUCCUCGAAGACGACAGCAAGGAAAGAGAGCAAAUUAAGGAAGUCAUGGGAAUCAGUUCCUUUGGCAAAAAGGCCAAAAAUUUUGAUGUCCAAGAAAUGAUGGAACAAGUCAAAGCCACUGCUCGUGAAAUAACUAAACCCCCUGAAGAGCAGCAAGAUGAAGCUUCAGAAGAUUCAGAUUCAGACUCCGAAGAUGACUUAAUAGGCCCCCCAAUUCCGCCGGAUUUGAACCCCGCAGCCUCCUCCCAGCCUUCCAAAUCCCAAUCAAGCGACAGCGAGGAGGAGGAAGAACCCAAUAAACUCUUCAUUCCUUGCACAAGUGAAGUUAUUAUGACCCACGGAAACAAAGCUGUGACUGCUGUCAGCGUAGACCCCAGUGGGGCCCGUCUCGCGUCGGGCUCCGUCGACUACGACGUCAGUUUCUGGGACUUCGCUGGAAUGGAUUCAAGUAUGCGUAGUUUUAGGACUCUCCAACCGGCCGAAAACCAUCCAAUCAGAUACUUGAAUUAUUCCGGAACCGGGGAUUUACUCCUGGUGAUUUCGGGGGCCAGCCAGGCCAAAGUCUUAGACAGGGACGGAUUCGAGCAAUUGGAGACCGUCAAGGGGGACAUGUACAUAACCGAUCAAGCGCAGACGAAGGGGCACACGGCCGGGCUUCUCGCCGGCUGUUGGAACCCCCUCAUAAAAGAGGAGUUUCUAACGACGAGUGCUGAUGGGACAGUCCGAACCUGGGAUUUCUACGAAGGGGGCAAAAACCACAAGAGUAUAAUCAAAUGUCGGGCCCAAAAUGGGCUAAAGGUGUCACCCACGGCGGUGACUUAUGGACGCGAUGGUAAAGUUAUAGCGUGUGGGUGUGUAGAUGGGUCGCUUCAGUUGUGGGACUUUCGUAAAAGUUCAGUAGCCCCCGCGAGUCAAAUCCGGAAGGCCCAUCUUCCGGGGGAAGUGACAAGUAUUCGGUUUUCCAACGUUGGUAAUAAUUUACUAACCCGGAGUUGCGACGAAACCAUGAAGUUGUGGGAUGUGCGAAAUUUCAAAAAAUCGCUUUUCGAAGUCGGCGAUUUGUUCACUCGAUAUGACACAACCGAUGCGAUUUUUAGCCCCAACGACGCCAUCGUGGCCACCGGAGUGUCACUCCGGAAGAACGAAACCUCCGGUUAUAUCUACUUCUACGACUCGACAAAUUUCACUCAAAUUCACAAAAUCCUCAUCACGAAUUCUCACACAAUCAAGCUUUUGUGGCACCCGAAACUGAAUCAGAUUUUCGUGGGGACUGGCAACGGGAUGAUUAAGUGUUUCUACGACCAGAAGAAGAGUCUCCGAGGGGCCACUCUCUGCGCGGUUAAAGUCCACCGCAAGGCCCAGCAUUCGGAGAUUGUGAGUUCGCAGCAGGUUAUAACCCCACAUGCGUUGCCGCUUUUCAGACAGGAGAGGAGGAAGACGAGUCGGAAGCAGAUGGAGAAGGACCGGUUGGAUCCGGUUAAGUCGCGACGACCGGAUUUGCCGAUCACUUCCGGGCAAGGGGGGCGUGUGGCGUCUAGUGGCGGCACGUUGAGUAGUUAUGUGAUCAGGAAUUUGGGGCUGAGUAAGAGAGUGGACGAUGAUCAGGAUCCGAGAGAGGCGAUUUUGAAGUAUGCAAAGGAAGCGGCGGAAAAUCCAUAUUGGAUUACGCCGGCGUAUGCGAAGACGCAACCGGAGGUUGUAGCUAAGGGGAAGGCGCCGUUGGAGGAGCCGCCGGAAAAGAAAACCAAAAAAUGAAUAAAGAGCGUAGAUAUGUUAGUACAGAAAUAAAUCUUAAUAAAUAUAAGGAAUUUUUAUUACAAAUUUGAAAUACACAUACCGGGUGCGGCAUCCGUUACACCCAGAAAGAAAAUCUUCACUUCUAAUUAAAUAAAAUUGUUGAAUUUUUUCACACUUAUCUGGGCAUUAGUAAGGUACAUUCUCUAAUUUUUUGGUAAUUUUUCAUUUACAAACAAAGCCAAAAACAAU